Messenger RNA from Onthophagus taurus, 2303 nucleotides. Its product is annotated as limbic system-associated membrane protein. The record is from RefSeq and is a predicted model, not a curated record. Lineage: Eukaryota; Metazoa; Arthropoda; Insecta; Coleoptera; Scarabaeidae. Gene Ontology annotation, cellular component: neuron projection. Gene Ontology annotation, molecular function: protein binding.
CAGUCAACACGUGCGCGCUCUUUCCACAGUGGGUUCGGACACGCGAAACGUUCAAGUUCGAACUUGCGUCGGUAUCAGGCGCAAGUGAUCUCGCGAAAGCUUUCGAUUCUGGGUUUUUAAAACGUCCUGUUCCGAUAUUAUUAAGUUUUUCGAACUCGGACGGUAAACGUGUCCGGAGUCUAAGUUCUUGUUUUCUCAGCCCUAUAGGGAUAGUUAUGAUAUGAAAAUGGUUGUAUCGGCAAGGUGUGGGAUUUUAAAUAUUUUCUUGGUUCUCUUGAUGAUCGUAUUAGGAUUCGCCAUCGCCACGGACUCACAGGGUGAAGUGAUAAAGAAGUUGGGCGAAUCUUUCAUAAUUAAUUGUAAAGACAAUAGUAGCAGAUUGGUUACUUGGCGAGGACCGAAAGGUCCUUUGGGACCCAAUACAGAACCUAACGUUGGUUUUGCAUCUUACGGCCUAUCCCUGUACUUUACUAAAGUCACCAAAAGCUUCAGUGGCGUGUACACGUGCAGUUCUGAAUCUGAAAUCAUUAGAACUGUGCAUCUUAUAGUUCAAGAUCCGCUAAGUUUCGUCGACACGUCUCCAACUCAAAUCGGAGAGGAGAAGAGGGAUGUCACUUUAAGGUGUGAAGUUCAGGGCGGUGACAAUCCCACCAUAACAUGGUCAGUGAUUGGUGGCGAGCUUAAAGGACCGAAAUUUGAGGUAAUAGGCGAUGGGUUGCUUAUUCGCAACCUCUCCUGGCGGGACCCGAAAGAUUAUAUAUGCAAAGCCACACAAGAGAAUACCGGGGAAGUAAAGGCUAAAGAGAUCCGGCUCAAAGUUCUGCAUAAGCCCUAUCCCAUCCCGGAAGAGUGGCCCAACGAGGUCAAGGUUUGGGGUUAUAUUGGCGCCGUUGUAAAUCUGACCUGUGAAAGCGUCGCCGAACCCUUACCAAAAUUCGACUGGACCCAUCAAGAUGGUGCCCACCUCAUCAAGAAGUAUGGGCAUAAACAUAACUCGGAAUAUAUAUCGGUGUUGGAGGUAAAUAUAAAGCAUCCAAACGUAUUUGGAAAUUUUAAAUGUCUUGUAACAAAUCGAUAUGGAACUUUGGUGAGACAAUUUGUGUUAGAAGAGGGAACUUUACCGAAAAGCCCAGAUUUUAUAGAGCUUAAAGGAGCAAACAGCGACCUUCUGGACAUUGGGGUCCAUAAUUCAGCAUUUAACGCAACCGAUAGUAUGGCUCCUAAAUAUUAUUCCAUCAAAUUUAAAGUGGCAGGGAAACGGGAAGACUGGAAGGAGAGAAUAAUGCUUUUGAAUGCGGAAAAUAGUUAUCCACUGAGAAAUCUCGCUUCGAACACUAAAUACGAAGUUACAGCCGCUUCGAAAAAUGAUGUUGGUUACAGCGAAUAUUUAAAUAUUUCCAUAUUUACUACGUUGAGUUCAGGGACAACGAUGAAUCCGUUCAAGUUUCUUUUCUAUUACUACGCUAUCAUAAUUAUUUUUUUCUGUUGGUGAUCGUCGUCUUGUCGCUACUAAUUGGUUUGGCCGUUUUGCUGUGCGGAUACGUUACAACAAGAGGACGACCAUUCGACGGUGUAUAAAAAUCUCCAAAAAAAUGUAUAUAAAUAAUAAUUUAAAAAUCGGUGUAUUGUUAAAAUGAGGUGCUCGAGUUCUUUUGGCGCAAGCCCGCUUGUUUUUGUCAAAAAAAGUUUUUAUUUAAUUGACGUAUAUCUGUAAAUAAAAUUGUUAAUCUUUGAUAUAUUUUAUUUCGAAAAUUUUAUUACGGGUGAUCGUUUUGCUUAGCGGAGUCGUAGCGGGUAGAUUUUUAUGGUGUACACUGUAAAGGACAAGUUCGAAAUAUAAGGCUGACUAAAAUAUUAUAUAACUGUAAAAGAGUCAAUAGCGUUUAAUACUCUAAUGCUUCCUUAAGAGGACACUUUUUCAUCGUUUAGAUUUGCUGUUAUUUGACCAAUUAAGUGUACGCGUAUAAAUACUUUUUUACAAUUACAUCAUCAUUAAAAUUAGCAUUAAUUUUAUCGAUGAUGAAAUUGAAGCAAUCUUAUAUGUAUACAUAAAUGAUGUUGGACAAUGAUAAUAAUAAUAUAUGUAUAGUGUAGUUAGAUAAGCGAAGGUGUAACGAUAAAAUAACGACGUGGAUGUAAAAUUGUAGAAUGUCGUUCGUUUCUGUUUUCAACUAUCGUGUUAAAUUAAUUGAGUGAGUAUUACCAUUCGUUUAUCGCUAGUCAUCUAUAUGAAUGUUACACGAACCAAGACUUUUUUGUGAUACCCUAUUCAAAAAUAUAAUAUAUUAGAUUCUGUUGCAAAA